Messenger RNA from Acanthosepion pharaonis, 858 nucleotides. The record is from the annotation of a GenBank genome assembly. NCBI's taxonomy places the organism in Eukaryota, Metazoa, Mollusca, Cephalopoda, Sepiida, Sepiidae.
AUGUCUUUCUUUCUUAGUAAAUUUUGCUUUUCUUUCUCUCUUCAUUUUUAUUGUUUUUCUUUUCAAAUUUCUUUCUUUUUUUCCUUUCUUUUUUCUUUUUAUUUUCACUCAUCUCUUCAUUUUUGUUUUCAUUUUUGUUUUCUUUCUCGAUUUUCUUUUCUUUUUUUACAUAUAUAUUUGCCUACUCCUUGGUUUCUUUUCUUCAUCAUUUCUUUGUAUUUUUCUUCUUUCUUUUUUUCUUUAUACAUUUCCAUUGUUUUUAAUUUUUCAAAGAAAAUGUCUUUCUUUCUUUCUUUCUUUCUCUUUCUCUCUUUCUUUCUUUCUUUCUUUCUUUCUCUUUCUCUCUUUCUUUCUUUCUUUCUUUAUUUCUCUUUCUCUCUUUCUUUCUUUCUUUCUUUCUUUCUUUCUCUUUCUUUCUUUCUUUCUUUCUUUCUCUUUCUUUCUUUCUUUCUUUCUUUCUUUCUUUCUUUCUUUCUUUCUUUCUUUCUUUCCUUCUCAUCUAGUUCUUUGAUUUGCUUUUGUUCUUUUUCUAUUAUUCCUUCUUGCAUUUGUUUGCUUUUUGUUAUUCUAAAACAAUUUUCUUCCUUUACGCCAGCAUAUUUUGGUUUUAUUUGCUCAUUCCUUUCUAUUUUAAUUUAUGCUUUUUUUAUUAUUUUUGAUUUGUCCAUAUCUUCUUCGCUUCUUUUUUCAUCAAAUUCCGCCAAUCAUUCUUUUUAUUCUCUUUGGUAUUUUACCAUCCAAACGAACAAUUCCAUACUUUCUCUCUCACUGACCCACACUCCCAAAAUAAUCCCUACUUUAUUUCUAUACACUCUUUUUAACUCCUUUUACUUUCAUCUUUUUUCACAUAUUCCAUAA